UUUACUAUUUAGUACGGUGUGCGCCGGCGCCGGAAAAGGACGUAUCAAUCGGUUCGUCUCAGGACGAUAGAAAAUACGACAACGAAUUUAGCGUUUCGUUUGUAAAAAUGGUCACCAACAUUUGACAUAAUAGUAAAAUCGUGAUUCUCGUGUGUGAAAAUGAAGUUGAUUUUUCUGUUCUUGACAAUCGGCCUGGCCGGCUGUGAGGCCAGCGAUUGCUGCAAACAUGGCGUUGUAGAAGACGAUGGGAAUGUCUGCGUGGAUUUGCUAACUAACAAAACUUCAUCAACAAGUCUCACGUGUUCUCAUGUUGAUCACUUGUCGUUACAAAUGUUCAACUUCACAGCCAGUGAGGAUUCUCUGAUAUUGAAUUUAAACGAGGAUAUGGUUAUUGAACUAGAAAGUGAUAAGUUUUGUGUAUCUAACGGAACGAGGUUUUCUGAUGAUCCUGUCGCCGUAAUAUGUUCAGAUGUAGACGAGAAGAUCUUGGAGGAGAGCGUCUACGGGUACUGCAUGAUAGUGUCAGUUGUAUUUCUGGUCAUCACAGUGAUAGUGUACAGCAUGCUACCCAAGUUGAGAGAUCUUCUAGGCAAGAGUAUAAUAAACUUCUGCGCGAGCCUCGCGAUAGGUCUCAGUACAUUGGCCAUUAUGAAUAUCAUGGAAUAUUCCGAUUUGAAAUGGUGUGCUGUGAGAGGCUUCGUCGCCUAUUUCUUUAUUCUGGCCACGUUUUUCUGGUCCAACUCAAUAUCCAUACAAAUAUUGCGGAGUUUAGAGCGGCCGACUUCAAUCGACUACAGCUGGAAGGCUUUUAUGUGGUACGCGCUUUACGCCUGGGGAUGUCCUACAAUCCUUACUAUAAUUCUGGCUAUUGUCAAUUUCACACCUGGGAAACAUCGAAAACCUGGAAUAGGAUUGAACACGUGCUGGUUUUUUGAUUACAAACAACAAUGGUAUUACAUGUACAGCGUGAUGACAAUAUUGAUUGUCAGCAACAUGGUCAUCUUUAUGUACAUAUCGCUCAGUCUCUGGCGGCACACCUUCGCAUCCACACACAUAAAGGCGCUCAAAUACAAAUUCUGGAUGACAGUAAGAAUGUUCAUAGUCAUGGGACUGGCGUGGAUAUUUGAGAUGAUCAGCUCUUUAAGCAAACCCCAUAUCAUAUGGGUCAUACUGGACUUCUUCAACUUAUUACAAGGAUUGUUAUUAUUUCUGGUGCUCGUUGUAUUCCGGAAGCGUGUUAUUAAGGAGCUGUAUAAUAAAGGCUGGUUGGAAUGCGUGGCUGGCUGUGUAGAACGCCAUCUAGCGGUCGGGGAUGACGAGGAAGAUGUCGUCGAACACACGAUAGGUGUAGCCCUUGAGGAGAAAUGAAACAGCUGCACUGCUGUUCAAAGUAUACUAGUCCUUAUUUUAUACGCAUUAGAAUCAAUAUUCGUAUACACAACUGAAUGAUGUAUCUCGAUUACUUAUGCUACAGUAACUAACAGUAUUGUCGUGACUUGUUUCUUGUAUGUAUUAUAUCGUUAAUGAUAAUGAGUUAUAGUGAAAUUGUUACAGGCAAUUUUUCAUCUAGAAAUGUAUGAAAAAAUAUUAUUUUAAUGCUAAUGUUUUUAAUGCGAACAGCAACUACGGAUGAGUCAGCAAUUGCACAUGUUUGAAACUUUUAAAUUUAUACAGAAAACAUGAAUAAGAAAUUGCACAAUAUUUAUUAAGUAAUAAAAAUAUUGACAAACUUAGCAGUUGUAGUUCAAAUAUAUGUUAACGUAAACGUUUCAACUGCUUAUUUAUGUUUGUAAUAAAAAUAUAUAUUCGCGUGUUGUAUGUAUAAAAUUUAUAAUUGUAUGUAUUUAAAUUUUGGGGGACACAAUUUUGUUUUUAUACCCUAAUUAAACUCGCUUCAUAUCUCAUGUAUUCCACAUUAACAUAUUUAUUCCAUGUUGAACUGAACUUAUUUCUUUAUGUAUAUAUACAUAUAAAUUUUAAAUUAAGAAUAAGAUAAAAAUAGCAAAAGCUAAGCAUUUAACCACCGAUAAUUAUUAUUAACAUUAAAAUGUUGUUUGUUAUAGAAUCUUGAGUUCAUCAUUAUAAGGGAAUCGUCACAAUACAUAAUAAUUAUUUUUAGUAAUUUCGCUUAUAUUGUAAAAAGUUGUUUUUUUUUUAUAUUAACUUUUUUCUUAUUUUCUAAAUAUUAAAAUAUUCUUUUGAAUAUCA
Molecule: messenger RNA, 2208 nt
Organism: Danaus plexippus (monarch butterfly)
Lineage: Eukaryota; Metazoa; Arthropoda; Insecta; Lepidoptera; Nymphalidae
Product: probable G-protein coupled receptor Mth-like 3
Exons: 7
Coding region: 160-1368 (402 amino acids)
Biological process (GO): cell surface receptor signaling pathway; G protein-coupled receptor signaling pathway
Cellular component (GO): membrane
Molecular function (GO): G protein-coupled receptor activity
Source: RefSeq, a predicted model, not a curated record